UAAUUGAUAGAGUAUGGGGGGGGAAGGAAUCCAAAAUCAUAGCACGAAAUCCUUGUAUCUAGGUGGGAUUAGCUUUUCUUUAGCCUUGGGGUUAAAAUCAUUGGGCAGUGGGGGGUGUGUGUGUAUGUCAGAGUUUGUAAUAACUGGAACUAAAUACAAAACUAAAAGAAAACUUUUUGAGCUAUAUGUGAACAAAGGUAGUUGAGUUGCUGCUUUAAUAAGGCUGGCAGUUAUGGCACUGGGAUACCAGGGCCCGGUCCUCUCUCAGCUCUUCAAUAAAUGAACUUUUGACUGUAUGUAGUUCACAUACAGCAUCUAUACUAUGUAUCACUUUGCUUUGAACCUCUUUUAUCACACACAUGUUCACUGGGAGCAGAACAGGGACAGUAGUGUCAUCCUACCAGUGACUGAAUGAGUUUUUAGCAACUGUAAAUAGUUCCAGAUGGUAAGGAUAAAAAGCUGGUCUGCAAGAAAACCACCUUCAAGACUGAUAUUCAGAAACAUAGUCAUACAAUUGGAGGGCUAACUUGGGAAGGAAUCUUUGCAGCGGCCUGCCAGCAGUUGCAGAGUAGUUGCGGACAACUGCUGGCAAGAUACCUUUUCUGUGGCUCCAAAGGAUUCAUCUCAAACUAAGGUUUUGAAUGCAGUCUGAGUCCAAGAACUAUGAAGAAGAGACACCUUCUCUGUACUGGGGGACGGAUCCUGUAUUUUCUGCAUUUGCAAGACUCUAUAUUAAAGAUAUAAAAGAAAUGAGGGAAUCUAAACAAGUGCCAGGUGUGUUCUUUUAUAACGGACAUCCAGUAAGACAGGUGGAUGUUGUCGGGACAGUGGUUCAAACAAAAGAGCGAGAUGCCUUUUAUAAUUAUGGAGUGGAUGAUAGUACUGGCGUUAUAAAUUGUGUCUGCUGGAAAAAUCCCAUGGCAGCAGAAACAGCUUUAUCAGGUCGUCCAAGCACACCCAGCAGUCUUACUGUUUUUGGACAGAUGAAGAAACUCCAAGAACUGGUGAGCCAGAAAACCAAAUUGGAGAUUGGGGAUAUUGUCAGGGUCAGAGGUCACAUCCGAACCUACAGGCAACAAAGAGAAAUUCAGGCUUCAUGUUUUUAUAAAGUGGAUGAUCCUGUGUGUGAUGUUCAGAUUUCAAGGAUGCUGGAGCUCCCCUGUCUCUAUAGAGAAGUUUACGAUAAGCCUUUCCAAGGCCCCGAGGAGGGACAGAGCGGCCUGGAGGGUCAGAAUUUCUCAGUCAAUAUGCUGCAUGAGAAAGUGAAAGGUUUUCUAUUAGAAAACAAAAUUCAGACCUUUUACCAACAGGAGUUGGAAACAAUUGACACUCUGGUGUCUCUGGCUGGUGUGCAUCUGCGCAGUCCCAGCUGUCAGGAGGUGAAGUCAAAAAGCGACUCCAGUUCCAAAAGGAUUCACAGUGUUUUUAAGGAAGCAAUAAGGAUGCUACAAGAAAAAGGAGUGGUUUUCCAGAAACCCAGUAGCUCCAAGGACUUAUACUAUGUGACUGACCAUGAUAAGGAGCUGCUUAAAGUGACCCUUGAUAUGAUUAAAGAAGACUGUCGAAAACCCAGGCAUGCUGAAAAAGGCUGCCAUUUCCUUCAUGUCCUGAGCUGUGUUCAGCAGAGCUACAACCCCUCUGUGCCUGAAGCGGUGGUGCACCGAGUCUUGGAACUGCUGGAGAGUAACAGUGAUAUUGUCAGCACUAUGGAAGGAUAUUAUACGGCAUUUUAAAGAGAGAAGAUAAGAUACAUUUGUUCUGGUCCAUUCAGGAAAAAGGAGGGAAGAGGGAGAGGUUGGGUGACCCUGAAUAGCUGCAGUUACCUGGUAUGAUUUAGAUUGGGGGGGGGAAAAAAAGAGCAUUCUGAUUCUCCAGAUGCUAUUUUUGUUCAGCUCCAGAGAAAUUGUCCGAAUACUUGUUUUAAUAUUCUUGCUGACUUCCUCACUAUUCUUAGUGAAAGUUUUAUCAAACUGAUUCUGGACAUCCUGAUACAUCAGGGGAGCUGGAAAAGAAGCCAGGCUCUUUACCUGCAAUAAGAUGUGACAUGGUCAUCCUCACAUUUACAUUCAGUGAGCCCUAAAGAAAAGUCAUUGCUAAAGAGCACAGAUUACAGCAGUGGUCAUGUCAGGACUUGUUUUGCUGGCUUAAAGACUGAUCAAGUGAUCUUUCCAUAUGGUAAUAUCUGUGGAUCUUUCUUUUUAUGUACGCUUUGUAAUAGCUAGGGGAAGGACAUGCAAGCAAAUAUUCAAAAGACAUGCCUGUCAUUCCUGGCAGCGUUGGUGUAUCUGUCUGUAAAUAUGUAUUCCUGAAUGUGCACAACUUUCCUACUACUAAAGCCCUCCUCACCUUUCUCUGAAAAGUAAUUUUCAGUAACAGGGUUCUGCAUCCCUUCCCCAUCCUGCAACCUUGCCCACUGUUUGUCAAGCAUGUCUGGAUUCCCCUGGCUACCAUGUGCACUACUGAUGGGUGGCGUUGUGGAUUCUGUGAGACCAGAAUUCUCAAAAUCAGCCACCUUCUUGCUGUUUACUUUUAAAUUGCUUCCUACAUCAUAAAUGGUAAACCAUAAAUCAGAUGCUUUGGAAAAGAAAAUAUGAGAGCGAGGAAGACCCACUGUAAUCUCCAUGCUCCCUGUUGCCUUUUUUCUUCUAUUCCUUGUCACCUCUGGGGAAAAAUACUACUCGUAUCUGUGCUUGCAGAGGAACACAAGACAUUGAUGAAAUAACAUUGGCCUAAAGAAGGUGCAAGACAUUUUAUCUGGAAUAAUCAGAAUUCUGUUAUGUGCCACAGUUCAAAGCCCAGAGCUGUUCAGUAUUUAUUCUUAGAGAUAGCUUGCUGCUGCAGGGACUUGUCUGUUUAAUUAAUCUGUGUAAUUAAUGGUGUGGAGGUGAGACCUUUAACUCGAAGACAGUAGAAAGGAUUAAACGUGUCCUUCCUCUUUCCUCUGCACCUUCCCUGUAACAGUUGAAACAGCAGGCUCCCAGGAGGCAGAUGUAGUGGUAAAGCCCUAUAAGGACUGACAUAGCAGGGGAAAAUAAACCAUAUGCAUGAGGAAAGCCAGUGAGUAGUCCCAUGUCUGCCAGGUCUCUGGUUUGUUGUUAUAUUAUAUGCCUCAUUCCAAGCUCUGGCUGCAGUGAGAUAUAGGCUAAGAGAAAGGCAUGACAAAAUAUUUGGCAUUUGCAUUCAAAGGCCUGUGGAAAACCCUGGCCUUAAAGAGAUGGUGUGUUUGUCCAUAGUAAAAAACUAUGCAUGAAUCAUUCUUUUGCUGUAAAUUCCCUACUUGCUGCAGGGCUCAGUAGGUGGUUUCCCUGCAGGUUGCCCUACUCCUAGUGUUGCUGCUCUGUUUUGAGUUGGGUACCUUCUAGUCAGAUCUAAAUAAGGCCCUGAACAGGUGCUGAAAGGACAUACCUGUGCAGAAGGAAAUAAAAAAGAGGAUUAAGAAAGAAUUGUAGAAGUCUUCUUCCCCCACCUUCUCCCCCACCAUGAAUGUCUCUGGAAAGCAGGGAAAGAAGUCCAGGUUCUGAGUGAAGUGGUACUGAGAGGAGUUGCAACUUUAAUUUAUGCCUACAAAAAGGCCUGGUUGGCCACGGCGGGGGGAUUUACUUCUCAGAUUCCUGUUCUGAUUGCUGAUCAGUGUGAAGUGCUGCUUAACAACAAAGGCUGUCUAUGGAAGAAGUAAUUUAGAAUAUUGAUUCCUAAAUCCAGGCUCACUUCAGGAGUUAACUAUAUCUUACUCUCCAUGACUAUGGAGAAGUUGCCUACUUGGCAUGCAAUUGAGGAUAUUUUAAGGAAAGUAUGUGGUGUCUUGGGCCAUACAGAAGAGCAUGGCAUCUAAUUUAAGAUACUGAUUUGGCCAUUUUCUUACAGUCCUGUAUUAGCAGAAUCUGAUUUCGCUGGGAAAGGGUUAAAAGAACACCUCUAGCUCAGUGGGAAAGGGGAUCCCUCUUAGGUUAGAAGAGAGAAAGACUCAGGUUCUCCUGAGGGUGUCAGCCAAGUGUGUGGGCUGGAUGAGUUUUGGGAGGAGCGCUGUGCAGCUGAUUCUUGGAGGAAAAGAUAGUCUGGAGAUCGUAUUGCUCUUCAGAGUCUCUUUAAAAUAAAUUGAUACCAAAAUCAGAUUACUUCUUUGUCCUGUGCAGCUUGGAUAGUCGUAUACACAGCAUCUAAUGUGUUCAGUUUCCUCCAACUUUGAUGCUACAAUUCCUGUAUUUUAGAUGUAUUUCUGUGUGUAAAGUCUGCCUAAAAUCACUGGCCACCUAUUUUCUAUGCAUCGGAGGCUGAUGCAGAGACAAAGUGCUUUCCCUGUCUGUUCUGCCCCUAUUGCAACUUAAGAGCACUGAUCAACUGUGAAGUGUCAGAGAUGAGGCAGGAAGAAUUCACAUCAGGAAAGACAGAUAAAUGACUCUGGAAAGGACCUUCCUUGGAAGUUUUAAAGCUGGUCCUUGCUGGCAAUGUUGGAUUCUUUUGAUUGAGGGUACAAUCUGUUGGAGAUUGCUCCCCAAGAACAGGAAAGAGGGAGUUUUCUCACUUGAGUUAACUCAGGGAAAUAUGAAUGAACACAAGGGAGCCUAUAGUUUUUACAGGAGUGAAAGCUUAAAGUAGAACUAUUGGAGGAGCCUAGAUUUAAGUUACACAGAUUCUAACUCUGAAUAACUACAAAAUAGUUGUGCCUUAAGCUUGCAUGCUUUAUUUUUUCCCCCGGUAGCCACCCUACACAGACUAACAUUUACUCUGGUUGAGUGCAUUCCCUCUCUUGUACCUAUGGGGAAUACCAUAUGCAUAUGCCUGCACAGAAGUACCCCAACUAGCUGUGGGAGCACAGAGCUCUGUAGGUUGAUUUACCCAUUUACUCAGUAUCUCUACAGUAUGCUUCUGUGACAGCAGUCUAGACAUACCCAUAUUGGUAUAAGUCACCUUUAUGUAAGUCUACCUACACACACUAGGGCUUUUACUGCUAAUAAACUGUCUCUCUGUUUAAAGAUCAUAUCCUUAACCAAGAGAGUCAUAUCAUGCACGCUAUUAAAAUUCUUAGACCACACCUACAAAAUAUUGUGCGGAACAUUCAGUGAAAGCGCGCUUUCUUGUUUUGUUUAAUUUGAAAACUCGUUAGGCAACACAAUUAUUACUGCUUUAUUUAAGGACUUUGAAGGUGGCACUUUAAUGUAAAACUGACAAGUGAGAAUUCAUGUUGUAGGACCGCUUCAUGGCCAGUUCCAGUUUCCAUAGAAACAGUUAUGGCAGCAAAAAGCAGGUAAGUAAAAUGGGGUUUUUAAAGGCAGUCGGCAAUUUUGUUACCUUAAAAAGGUAUGUUUCCAUAGAAGUGCAGCACCUGAGAAUAAAAAUUACCGAAGAACCUCGAAUAUUCUGUUCUAGCAAAAUGUAAGGUGGUUGCUUUUCUGGUGAGGAAAUGAAGGAACAGCUCUACCUUCAGUCCCCGCCACCUGCUUACGUGAGAGAUGAGGUUGCUUCAUGCCUCAGUUUCCCUCUUUUGUAAAUUGGGGAUAAUAAAGCUCCAUGUGUAGGGCAUAAGCCUCAAUUUUUCUUAAUGUUAGUCAUUAAAAGCUCUUCAGAUAUCUAUUGAUGGGAUCUGUUAGAGAAGAACUCUGUGGGAGUGGGUGAAUGGAGAGAUGCUGGAGAGGGACUUAGUUCUAGUCCAAGCCCCACUUUUGCUAAUACCUUUAUCUUUCUCUGCUUCUUUCCAUGCACGUUGCUUUGCCUGUCUUGUGUUUCUGCUCUCUGGGUGCUAUGAGGCAGUGAUGGCCUCUCCGUUUUUAUUUGUACCAAAUAUUUUUUCUGGAAUCCUGUUCCCACUUGUGACUUCUUCAAUGACUUCUUAAAAACAGAAAUCCAGAUAAAUGAGUUAUGAUUGUUCUUGUUCUCAAAUCUUUGGAUUGUAAAUUUGUACCCAUGAGGGUAUGCAUUUUACACAAGCUACCUGGGAAAUUAAGCUUUUCUUUCAAAGUAAUAAAUGAAAAAUUUAAAGAUUG
This is a messenger RNA of Phalacrocorax carbo (great cormorant), 5981 nucleotides long. The record is from RefSeq and is a predicted model, not a curated record. NCBI's taxonomy places the organism in Eukaryota, Metazoa, Chordata, Aves, Suliformes, Phalacrocoracidae.